Messenger RNA from Colletotrichum siamense, 2088 nucleotides. RefSeq lists its product as uncharacterized. Gene Ontology annotation, molecular function: protein binding. NCBI's taxonomy places the organism in Eukaryota, Fungi, Ascomycota, Sordariomycetes, Glomerellales, Glomerellaceae. The transcript has a single exon. The record is from RefSeq and is a predicted model, not a curated record. Bases 1 to 2088 code for a protein of 695 amino acids.
AUGUACAAUAUACGAUAUGACCGCAAACGACGAAUCCCCGACAACGAUAAGGCCAUUGCCAUGCUGGAAGAUUCCAUCAACCGUACAACACAAGCGUCUCAAGAACGGGCUAUCAAGCUUCUCAACUUGGGAAGCAGCUUAUCCCGUCGCUUCCAGCGGACGAGACUUUUGACACAUCUUGAAGAGGCAAUCUCAAAGUACGAAGAGGCGCUCGAGACGCCCUUCACACAAGCAAACCAAAGCGUGAAGGCUUCCUGCCUGUACAGUAUGGCACAGCUUCGACACCAACGUUAUGAAAUAACAGGAGAGGUGGCUCAUUUGGAUAUGGCCGUUGAGCAAGGGAGGUUGGCUGUGACAACUCUGGCGGAUUCUCAUCCAGAACUAGCUAGAGCUCACUCCAACUUGGGCAGCUCACUCCAAGACCGAGCAACAGAAACGGGGAGGCUUGACGACAUCGACGCGGCUCUCAACAGCUUCAGAACUGGAUGCCAUCUUCAAUCUGGCGAGCCGAUCGUGAGAAUCAAUUGCGCGCGUCGUGCAAUGGGCAUUCUAGCCGAACGAAACGAUUGGGCUGACGCUGAGAGGAUAGCAGACGUUGCUGUCAAUCUCAUACCACGAGCCUGCUCCCGAAAGCUCAGCCAAGAUGAUCAAGUACACGCACUUCGCAACAUUUCUGAGGUAUCCGCAGACGCCUGUUCAAUCUUAUUACGGUUAGGAAAGGUUGAAAAGGCCCUCCAGCAUAUCGAGUACGGCCGUGGCCUGGUUCUUGGUUAUCUCAUUGAUGAGCAGAGCGAUCUGUCGGACCUGAGAAUGCGAGACUUCUCCUUGGCGCAGGAAUACGAAUGCCUGCGCGACAGGGCUUCUAUUGCAAGCACCGACUUGGAGCCUAUAUAUCAAGAGAUGGACGUCUGUGAAUCGAAGAUUCGUCAGAUUGAAGGCUUCGAAAGGUUUUUGCUGCCGCCCUCUCUGGAGGAAUUGCAAUAUGCCGCUUGUGAAGGCCCAAUAGUUGUCGUCAACACGUCCAGGUGUGGAGCAGACGCUAUCAUCAUCACCAAAAAUUGCUUCAAGGCUGUGGAGAUUCCCGAAAUGUCAUCCAGUUGGAUGGUUAGGGGCACUGGAAAUGGAACGGAAGAGCAGAGGGGUCAGCGAGACAUCAAACCAGAACGUGCUCCAAGAUUGAACGAUGUGGCACUGGGGUGGCUGUGGUCUGCUUGCGUCCAUCCUAUUCUCAAGCAGAUCACGAAAGAUCUCGGUCAAAAGCCCAGCGACGCCGACCUGCCGCGUAUGUGGUGGAUUGGAACCGGACAUGCCAGCAGCCUUCCGUUUCAUGCGGCCACAAGUUCCAACGCGGAAGCUCCUGGCAGCACUCUCGACCUGACUAUUUCGUCGUACACGUCGACCAUCAAGGCUCUGCAGAACGCUCGAAAUCGCGCUUUGAGGGGACAGGAACAGGACCGCGUCGACCCAUACAACCUUUUGGUGGUCACUAUGCCCAGCACGCCCGGUGGGACGCCUCUUCCUGGCGUAACACGUGAGCUUCGUGCGAUCAAGACUGCCGUAGAUGGCACAUACAACAUCACGGAACUUGAAAAGCCCAACGCCCGUCAAGUUUUGGAUGGUAUGCAAGACGCGCAGAUUGUGCACUUCGCGUGUCACGGCACCUCUGAUCCUCUCGAUCCAUUGCAGAGUCACUUGUUACUGCAAACUUCCGAUCAAGACUUGGACAAGCUUACAGUCAAGUCGCUCAUGGCCGCGAAAGUUCAAACGCGGGCUUGGAUCGCUUAUUUAUCCGCAUGUUCAACAGCUGAAGUGAGCGCGUCCAGCCUGAAGAACGAGGGUCUGCACGCGACGAGCGCCUUCCAAGCUGCUGGAUUCGGUCAUGUGAUUGGUUCCAUGUGGCCAGUCAGCGACGAGGUUUCCAUCGAAGUUGCCCAACUCUUUUAUGAGUUUUUGAGCAAACCCAAAACAGAGGUUGUCUCGCCGAACAGGCUGGUUGCAGAGGCUUUGAGGAACGCCGUAAUUGAGGUUCGUAAACGCCAUCCUGACAAUGCCGAUGUCUGGGGGCCAUACAUACACUAUGGCGCAUGA